Messenger RNA from Chlorella variabilis, 2097 nucleotides. RefSeq lists its product as hypothetical. The coding region runs from base 1 to 2097 and encodes 698 amino acids. The transcript has 6 exons. NCBI's taxonomy places the organism in Eukaryota, Viridiplantae, Chlorophyta, Trebouxiophyceae, Chlorellales, Chlorellaceae. The record is from RefSeq and is a predicted model, not a curated record.
AUGGAGUGGCAGCUGGCCUUUGACCGCCGCGGCUCCUUCCUGGAGAGCCUGGCCUCGCCCCAGAUGUCGUACAGCUGGGGCUACGCCGCCGCUGCCGCCGACGGUGCCGGCACGUCCAGCAACCGCAAGGCGGCAGGCAGCACCAGCAACAGCAGCACGAGCAGCGGCAGCGGCAGUGGGGGCGGCUACUUUGGCACGGCCGGCGUGUGCUGGGCGUCGGAUGAUGCGGGGUGCCCUCGGGUGAUGCAGCUGGACGACGAGGAGGCACUCCUUCUUUCCACCUGGGUCCGCACCGGCACCUGGGUACUGCCCCGCGUGGCGGCACACCUGCACAUCGCGGCGGUGGCAGCCCCCGCGCAGAAAGGCACCGCAAAGGCUGCCAAGGCCCAGGGCGGCAGCACGGCGUGGGUAGAGCUGCGGCUGCGGGGAGGAGGCCAGGUGGUUGUCUGGCUGGAGCUGUGCACGACCAGCUGGCUGCCGCGCAGCAUGCGCCUGCGCCUGGCAGGAGACGAGGAGGUGUGGGAGCUCAGCGACUGGCGAGAGUGGCAGCCAGGCCUGUGGCUGGCGGGCACCGCCACGCAGAGCAGCAGCGAGGAGGGCGGCGUGAUGAACACCUACCAUGCUUGCUCGGUGACGCUGCAAGAUGCGCCGCUCAGCCUCCUGCCUGCCAUGGAGAGCGGCGGUGCCAGCAGCAGCGGCAGCAGCGGCGGCAGCAGGAGCAGCAGCGGAAGCCGAUUCACGCCGCCACAGGCGCCGCUGAUGCCGGACGACAGCUCCUUCCUGCCGGGGGUGCCUGAGGAGGUGCCUGCUUGGUACACCAUCAGCGGGCACAGCCUGGUGCAGCCGUUGCUGGACGGGCGGCCGGUGGGCUACUUCAUUUUCGACACCGGCGCCUCUGGCUUUGUGCUGGACCCGGCGGUGGCAGAGGCGCUGGGCCUGGAGGCCUUUGGCGAGCUGCAGGUCACCUCCAUGGUCGGCAAGGUGGCCUCCCGGUUCAGGCGGGCUGCCAGCUUCCAGCUGGGCCCUCUGCGCAUCGAGCGGCCGCUGCUGAUGGAGCUGCCCUGCACGGGGCUGGUGGCGGGGCUGCCGGAGGGAGGCCGUGUGGCGGGCAUCGUGGGGCACGACGUGCUGCGGCGGGCGCUGGUGCACAUGCCGCCGCACCCCCGCCGCGCCCCCUCCCGGGAAGCUGCCGCGGCAGACGCAGCGGUGGACUCCCCAGCGGCAGCGCUGGCUGCCUCUAUGUCGACGGCCCGACUGCGGCGCACUCCGCUGCAGUUCACCCUUCGCCUGCAGCACCCGGCGGCCGCGGACGACGGCAACUCAGAUGCUGCCGUGCCAGGCGUGCAAGCCAGCAGCCCGGCGGCAGCUUCCAGCGCCGGCAGCAGCAGCAGCGCAGGCGGCAAGACAGCGGCCACAGCAGCAGCAGCAGGCAGUGCAGAGGCAGCGGGUCCCGCUGAGCCUGAAGCCGAGUCCAGCAGCAGCCCAGGUAACGGCAGCAGUAGCAGCAGCAGCAGCAGCCGCAGCAGCAACAAGCCAAGCGCAGCCCCGCCGCGCCGCAGCAGCGCCACUCGUGCCGGCAGGCGGUCGCAAGGGGUGGCGCGCGGUGCAGGCGGGGUGCGGCAGCAGCAGGAGCCGCGGUGGCUGCCGCUGGUGAUGGUGGCUGGGCUGCCUCAUGUGGAGCUGGAGCUGGUGAGCGCCUCGGGGCGGCGCCACAGCGGGCUGUUCAUGCUGGACUCUGGGGCGGGCGGCUUUGAUGUCAUUGUCAACCCCAAGGCGGCACGCAGCCUGCAGCUGGGACAGGGCAGCGCCGCUGCGGGUGGCGGCACCACGCACAUCAAGGGCAUCGGCAGCGGCGCAUCGGACCGCCUGACUGCGCAGCGCUGCCAGCUGGCAGAGGCGCGGCUGGGCGCCACCACCCUCAGCCCCGUGACGGCGGUGUUCCAUAGCGGCGGCGGAAGUGGUGGCGGCGGCGGCGCUGGGCUGUCACUGUCGCAGCACACCAGCGGCAUUGUGUGCGCAGGCCUGCUGGGCCGCUGCUCCCUGCUCUUUGACUACGCCCGCAUGCGCAUGGCCGUACUGGGCGGCGCUGAGCGGUAG